UUAUUUUCCCAUUUGACCAUGAAUAUGUCUCCCUAUAAAUACCAGUCUUUCGGACAUUCCGAACUUCUAGGUUUGCACUUAUCCAGUUCCAUAAGGUAAGGCCAGUGAAGAUGGGUGGUAAAUCAGUCUUAUUAGCUUGUGUAUUACUUUGGGGCCUUCUAUUCUCCAUAGGAGCCCAUGCACAUAAUGACCGUUUAGUGAGAAUUGGGUUAAAGAAGAAGGGCUUCGAUCUUCAGACUCUCACUGCCAGGAAAAUUGUGGCAAAAGGAAAUCCUCCUAGGAAUGUUAGGAACUAUGAGAUCCUUAGGAAAUUGGGUGAUUCAGAUGUCGACAUUGUGUCUUUAAAAAACUAUUUGGAUGCGCAAUACUAUGGAGAGAUCGGCAUUGGCUCACCGUCCCAGACUUUCACUGUUGUAUUCGAUACCGGCAGUUCUAAUCUUUGGGUGCCCUCAUCAAAGUGCUAUUUCUCUCUCCCUUGCUAUUUCCACUCCAAGUACAAGGCUUCCAAGUCUAGCACUUACACAAAAAUUGGGAAUUCAUGUGAAAUCCACUACGGAACAGGAUCUAUUUCUGGAUUUCUGAGCCAAGAUAAUGUGGAAGUUGGAGACCUCGUUGUCAAAGAUCAGGCUUUCAUUGAGGCUACUCGAGAGCCGAGCUUGACAUUUCUCAUUUCAAAGUUUGACGGCAUAUUAGGACUUGGCUUUAAGGAAAUAGCUGUUGGGGAUGUUUCACCUGUUUGGUACAACAUGGUUGAUCAAGGUCUUGUAAGCGAGCCUGUUUUCUCGUUUUGGUUCAACCGCAAUGAAGAUGAUUCUGAGGGUGGGGAGAUUGUCUUCGGAGGUGUUGAUCCUAAUCACUUCAAGGGUGAGCAUACUUUUGUCCCAGUCACUCGGAAGGGCUACUGGCAGUUUGACAUGGGGGAUGUUCUCAUUGAUGGCCAAUCAACUGGUUUCUGUGCUGAUGGUUGUGCUGCCAUUGCUGAUUCUGGGACUUCUCUACUUACUGGCCCUACUACCAUUGUUGCAGAAAUCAACCAUGCAAUAGGUGCAGAAGGAAUUGUAAGCCAGCAAUGCAAAUUAGUGGUCUCUCAAUAUGGAGAAAUGAUACUGGAAUUGUUGUUAUCAGAGACACAACCUCAGAAAAUCUGCUCCCAGAUUGGUCUCUGUGUCUUUGAUGGGAACCGAGAUGUUAGUUCAGGCAUUGCAAGUGUGGUUGAUAAGGAAGAUGGGAGCAAGGCAUCUGUUGGUGAUAGUGCUAUGUGCACUGCUUGUGAGAUGGCCGUUGUUUGGAUUCAAAAUCAGAUUAAGAGGAAUGAGACAAAGACUCAAAUCUUGGAAUAUGCUAAUCAGCUCUGUGAACGACUACCGAGUCCCAUGGGAGAAUCCGCUGUUGACUGCAACAAUAUUUCUGGCAUGCCGAAUGUCUCCUUCAUCAUUGGAAAUAAGGCCUUCGAUCUUAGGCCAGAUCAGUAUGUUCUUAAAGUGGGAGAAGGUGUUACUGCCCAAUGCAUUAGUGGAUUUUCAGCAUUGGAUAUGCCGCCUCCUCGAGGUCCACUCUGGAUUCUUGGAGAUGUCUUCAUGGGGGCAUACCACACCGUGUUCGACUAUGGGAACCUACGAGUGGGAUUUGCAGAAGCAGCUUAGAAAGGUCCACUGGUUUCGUUCUUUCUUUUCCUGUUUGUAGUAACUAUCUUCCUACCAACAUAGUGGUCCUUAGCAAACCAGUCAUAUGGUGUGCAGUGGAUGGAAUUUUAUGUACAUGGUGUGUUUUGUGGCCUCUUUUUUAUUUUCCUUGUUUUAUGGAUCUAUCCAUGCAAGCUUCAAUGGUGAUCUGUAUAGCACCUUGUUAAAUAUAGAGGAAGCGAUGAUGGUCUUACAUGAGUUUGAAAACAUGAACCUUAAAUGUAUGUAUGCAUUUUAGUGUACUGAAGUACUUUAGCCUAU
This is a messenger RNA of Amborella trichopoda, 1943 nucleotides long. RefSeq names its product aspartic proteinase A1. Gene Ontology annotation, biological process: proteolysis; lipid metabolic process. Gene Ontology annotation, molecular function: aspartic-type endopeptidase activity. NCBI's taxonomy places the organism in Eukaryota, Viridiplantae, Streptophyta, Magnoliopsida, Amborellales, Amborellaceae. The record is from RefSeq and is a predicted model, not a curated record.